This is a messenger RNA of Diospyros lotus (date-plum), 1060 nucleotides long. Its product is annotated as nuclear transcription factor Y subunit A-7-like. The coding region runs from base 204 to 830 and encodes 208 amino acids. The record is from RefSeq and is a predicted model, not a curated record. Gene Ontology annotation, molecular function: RNA polymerase II cis-regulatory region sequence-specific DNA binding; DNA-binding transcription factor activity, RNA polymerase II-specific. Gene Ontology annotation, biological process: regulation of transcription by RNA polymerase II. Lineage: Eukaryota; Viridiplantae; Streptophyta; Magnoliopsida; Ericales; Ebenaceae. The transcript is spliced from 6 exons. Gene Ontology annotation, cellular component: CCAAT-binding factor complex.
CUUGGGUUGAGUCUAGCCCUGUAACUGAUUAAGGGGAAGGUUCAAACCCUCUGUUUUCUCAGUGACCAAGUAGAGGGGUUCUGUAAUUUAAGUCAAGAUUAGAUUUUUUGCUUGCUUCGGAUCCUUAUAUUGAACGGGGAGGUGGUGGCGUGCAGAAAUGUGUGGAAGAUCCGAGUUUGGACUUUUGUGCAUGUAGAAGGAUCAUGACUUCUUCUGACAGUGAUCUAUCUGACAGUAAUGAAGCUAGUGUGGAGCAAAAUCACUCCGAAACUGCACCGGAGUCUUUAUCUCCAUUGACAGGGAUGUCUCAUCAUGGCAUUACUCCAACUGUACAAUAUGCGGCACCUCCACAACUUGGAGUAGGAAAUACCAUGGGGCAGGCAGGUUACCCGUAUCCAGAUCCUUAUUAUAGAAGCAUCUUUGCGCCGUAUGAUACACAGCCAUAUCCUGCACAGCCUUAUCCUACACAACCCAUGGUUCACCUUCAGUUGAUGGGAAUGCAGCAAGCUGGUGUUCCCUUGCCAUCAGGGGCAGUUGAGGAGCCUGUAUUUGUAAAUGCAAAGCAAUAUCAUGGCAUCUUGAGGCGCCGGCAAUCUCGCGCAAAAGCUGAAUCAGUGAACAAAGUUAUCAAGUCUAGGAAGCCAUACUUGCAUGAAUCUCGGCAUCUACAUGCAGUAAGAAGAGCUCGAGGAUGUGGUGGUCGAUUCCUCAAUUUGAAGAAGACCGAGAACCAACAAAAAGAGCGAGAGUCGUUAGGCGACCAAUCACAAUCGGAUAUCACCUCCACGAAUGCUGACAAACAUGAUCUUGCUCCAGAAAAUGUUUCCUGAUGUUCUCAAACCACUCUGCAUUUACGGCCACCAAACGAACAGUUUCCUAGCAAUAGCCCACGCUUUCGGGUUAUCAACAUAUUGCUGGCUUGAAUGUCAGCUAGGUUUGUAAUUUUAGCUCUUUGGGUAGAGUUGCUAAGUUAUCGCUUAUAGCUGUUGCUUUGCACCAGAAUGCAUUGAUCUUGUUGAUAUUACCCAAUAAUUAACGGUCCUAAUUUGAUGUGGGUCAA